Messenger RNA from Chelonia mydas (Green sea turtle), 9692 nucleotides. RefSeq names its product cyclin dependent kinase 18 (gene CDK18). NCBI's taxonomy places the organism in Eukaryota, Metazoa, Chordata, Testudines, Cheloniidae. Gene Ontology annotation, biological process: protein phosphorylation. The coding region runs from base 300 to 1721 and encodes 473 amino acids. The record is from RefSeq and is a predicted model, not a curated record. Gene Ontology annotation, molecular function: ATP binding; protein kinase activity. The transcript has 16 exons. Gene Ontology annotation, cellular component: cytoplasm; nucleus.
UGUCACACAUGAAAUACUCCAGCCCUACUGAGAGGAUUUCUCUCUCUCUCUCUCUCUCUCUCCUCCCUUUGCUCAGUGCCUCUUGCAGCCCCAGCCUCAGGUUGCUGCGGGAAGACUCUUUCCUUACCUUUUCUGGGAGUGAAGUGCCCAGGGCAGACGAGACCGGCUGGUGCAGGGGCAAGAUUGGAGACGGGAGAGACUUGGGGAAGCAAAAGUGGACUUGAUUUGAAAAAAAGAAAGAAGGAGAGUCUCCUCUUUCUCCAGCGGGGCCCUGCCGUCUCGCCGCAGUACAGGAUACAAUGAACAAGAUGAAAAACUUCAAGCGGCGGUUUUCCCUCUCCGUUCCCCGGACAGAGACCAUCGAGGAGUCGCUGGCCGAGUUCACAGAGCAGUUCAACCAGCUCAACAACAAGAAGAAUGAAGACCUGGCACAAGGGCACCUGCAGCUGGGCCACCUGGGCCGGGGUUUCCGGGCAGAGCCAACCUCCAUUUCCCCCUCGGAGGUGGAAGGCCAGUCCCCGAAAGCUGUGCGCUACCGAAGGAACAACCAGCGCCGCUUCUCCAUGGAGGAUGUCAGCAAGCGGCUCUCCCUGCCUGUGGACAUCCGUCUGCCCCCGGAGUUCCUGCACAAGCUGCAGAUGGACAAUCCAGAGUUCCCCAAGACCUUCAGCAGGAUGUCUCGACGGGCUUCCCUCUCGGACAUCGGAUUUGGGAAGCUGGAAACCUAUGUUAAAUUGGAAAAACUGGGGGAGGGCACCUAUGCCACUGUCUUCAAGGGGCGCAGCAAGCUAACUGGGAACCUGGUCGCUCUGAAGGAGAUCCGCCUGGAGCAUGAAGAAGGAGCACCCUGCACAGCUAUAAGGGAAGUUUCCCUGCUGAAGAACCUGAAACAUGCAAACAUUGUGACCCUCCAUGAUUUCAUCCACACGGAGCGCUCCCUCACCCUUGUCUUUGAGUACCUGGACAGUGACCUAAAGCAAUAUCUGGAUAACUGCGGGAACCUGAUGAAUAUGCACAACGUGAAGAUUUUCCUCUUCCAGCUGCUCCGCGGCCUGUCCUACUGCCACAAGAGCAAGAUCCUGCAUCGAGACCUCAAACCGCAGAACCUGCUCAUCAACGAAAGGGGAGAGCUAAAGCUGGCUGACUUCGGUCUAGCCAGAGCCAAAUCAAUCCCCACGAAAACAUAUUCCAACGAGGUGGUCACUCUGUGGUAUCGGCCCCCCGAUGUCCUGCUGGGAUCGACUGUGUACUCCACACCCAUCGACAUGUGGGGUGUGGGCUGCAUACACUACGAAAUGGUCACAGGACGGCCCAUGUUCCCAGGCUCCACUGUGAAAGAAGAGCUCCAUUUAAUCUUCAAGCUUCUUGGCACCCCUACAGAAGACUCCUGGCCUGGAAUCACAUCCAACGAGGAGUUUAAGGGUUAUCAUUUCACCCGGUACCAAGCCCAGCCCUUGAAAAAUCAUGCACCCAGGCUGGACACAGAAGGGAUCGACUUGCUGAUGAGCCUCCUCCUGUACGAAGCCAAAUGCCGGAUCUCCGCCGAAGAGGCCCUGCGACACCCUUACUUCAAGGCGCUGGGGGACCGAGUCCAGCUCCUCCCUGACAAUGCCUCCAUCUUCUCUCUGAAGGAAAUACAGCUUCAAAAGGACCCUGGCUAUCGAGGUUCAGCCUUUCAGCAGUCAGCCCGAGGGAAAAGCAGGAGACAGAGUAUAUUUUAAACUUGGCUCUUGUUCCCUUUGUCACCAUGGAGAUCAAAGCACUGAGAAAGGAGAGGACUUCAUGCUCCCACAGGACCCAUCCACAGAAUUACUGACUCUAACAGGAAGAUACUGGAACGCCCCUCUACCAUGGGGUGCCCUCUGUCUGCCCCCCAGAAUCCCACUUCUCACACCAGUCAUCCCACCAGUAGUUGUUUUCAAAGGAGCUCUGCCCCCAGUUGCUCAUUUUUCAUGUGACACCACCAAGAGUAAACUACUGUGUUCUGUACCCGGGUAAGGUACUUUAACUAGUGACUAGCUACCCUGGGAGUAGCCCUGAACUCAGGAGACUUGUGUGCCGGCCUUGUUACAGUCCUGUUUGCUGCAGGACAGGGAAGUGAUCUGGAGUGAAUAGGGGCGCCGCAGGCAGAGGGCAGAAUCUCCAAGGAUUGGCAGACAGCUGGGUGGUCAUAUCGCGGAAGACAUUUCUGUGAAUGCACGGCAUGCCUCUGCUUGGGCACCCUGCUAUGCCCACCGGUGGGGAAGUCAGACCUGGCAAGAUGCAUUGCACUGAAUGAAGGACAUGCUCUCACCAGCAGGGGACGCCCUACGGUGAGCCCCAUCCAGGGCUUCCUGACAUCAGACAUUGAGUUGGGAUGGAAACAUUUAACGAGGGAGCGCUCUCCUUCAGCCCCUCCCCCCAUGGUUAUCAACCAGGGAUCCCUCUUCCCCACCCCAUAAUUUGAGUCUCAUGCACAGUUCCUGGGAUUGCCUGAACGGCAGCCCCAGGAGGUGCAGAGGAAAGAGGCUGUUAAGGGGAAAAUGCAGAUUAGCUGGAUUCCUCUGAUCCCCUCAGUUUCCCCAACAACCCGACCCCCCCACCCCUCCCACAAGUUUAUUUUCUAAGCUCUGACACCUGUUUUGCGGCAGUUCCCAGCCCCUCUGAUUUAGCGAGAAACCAGUGAAGUCCCGUUUCCUACAUCAAAAUCAUGCUGUGUUUCUAAUCUGCCUUGCGCGGAAAGGUGCGUUUCCACUAGGAAGAGGACCCAUUUCCCAGCGUGUGGCUCUGGAAUUGCAGCAAAUUGUCCAGCCAGUUGGGCCCAUCUUUGAGCUCAUUGCAAAACAUGAACGAGCACAAGUAGUUUCACCUGUUGGUGCAAAUGAGCUGUGAAUGCACAAUGCUGCGUCAUUCCACCUUUGUGGUCGGCGUGUAAAGGUGCCGACCCUACCUCUGCAAGGCUGCAGGAUCAUGACCCAACUCAAACAUAACACACCCUAUUAAGCAGAAAACAGACCCACCUUUCACGACCUACCCGGUUCCCUAGGACUGAGCAUAUUGGUUUUGCCCCGUGUAUUGCACACCUGCUGCACUCAAUGGGACUCAAGUGCUUUGUUUGCUUUGCAUAUGUUCCUCCCCCUCUAUUCCCAGGCCGUGCUCAAUCCUUUCUGGUACAAGAAGGACCUGCUCAAACCUUCCUCCAAAGCUCAAACCAAACCUGAAACUUUUUUUUUUUUUUUGAAGUUUGAAAAAUUUGUCAGAAUUUUUUGAUUGGUUGGUUGAUUUGGGGAUUUUUUCUAUUUAUUUUUUUAAGUUUUCAUUCCCCGUCCAGCUACCUCAUCCUCACCGAUACCCAUCAUGACCCAGCUAGCACCAGGAAAUGAUGGGGCAUUGCUCUAGAGAGCAUGCAUCAUGGGCUGGUAGACUGACUGUGGGACUGGUAGGCAGGAAGUCCUGAGUUCUAAUCCAGACUCUCCUACUCACACACCGAGUAGCCUUGGGCAGGUGAUGGCACUCUUCUGUGCCUCAGUUUCCUCAUCUGUCAAAUGGGGCUAAUAAUCAUUAGCUGCCUCACUGUGAGGCAAAGCAUAAGUUAGAAAUGGACCUGGAUCUGAACUUUCCCAAAGCUUGAGGAGGUUUGGAUCCAAGGUUCCAAUGCAGGUCAGAUUCUAAAUGCUCAGCAUGAUCAUCCCCAUGAGAUUCCCAGCCCAUUCUAUACACCAAAGCAGGUUGGACCAAGUUAGGCUCAUCCCAGAUAAGCAUCCAGACCUGUGCAUUGUGUGAGAUUUGCCCAUCCCUGGUAGGUUUCUUUCGGUGUGUGUCCAGUAUACAGCUAGUUGGGGAAAACACUUUGUUUCCAUCCAUUAACUCAUUCAGCACUUCACUGGGUAGCACGUGAGUGAUGCGGCCAGCCUUUCUGCAUGCAUAUAGAAAUAGUGUUCUCUGUGCCAGCUGUAUCAGGGGUUUUCUUUUGACAUGUAAGAGGAAGGUUUACAAUAUUUGGUUGGUGUUAGCUAGAGUAAGUUUUAACCCCUGUUCCCCUUUAGCUAUCCCUUAACAAAGCUUUUUGCAUGAGCAUUUCCUAGGUAGAGCAGGAAUCUGUGCCAUGGGCUUACUCUUUCCAUUGCAGACACCUCUAUUUGUGGGUGAGUAACUCAAUUGACUGUUUACCCCAUCGAUGAAACUUCUCCUGUCGGCUCUGAGUCAGCAAGGGACUUAAAUGUAGGCUCAGUUUUAAGCACCCGAGUAAUCCCAUUGAUGUUAGUGGGCCUACUCACGUGUUACAAGUUAGGCACCUGUUUAAGGAGCUGUGCUAAAUUGGGUCCCGUAAUGUCGCAGCCUAGGGGUGAAUAUGGACCUAAUCCAUCUGCCCCCUUGUGAGUUAUAGGGCCAAGUCCAUCACUAGCCUGGGACAAUGCUCCCCAUCACUGGAAUGUAGAGCACUCAUACCCAGUGCCAGUGUCUUGCUUAUUCUCCUACAUACCUUGUCUGUGUUCUUCCUGCUCUCAUCAGCCCCAGGCUCUGAGGACUCAUCUAGUCAUGUAAGUCGUGAUCAGUUAUGUUGUAACAUCUGUGGCCGCCUCUGAAUCACAAUUGCUACAAUUCUGUGCUUGGAGUCUGUUUGGGAAUUUCCUGGCCACAGCAAGGAUAGAACUCAGCGCUUCCUGCUCCAAAGUCACAGGCUCCUGCCACCUGAGCGAAAGGGGGAUCCCCACUGAGCUUUCUGAGUAUAGAGCCUAUGAAGCCCACGUAGGCAGGUCUAGUUCCAUCCUGUAGAAGUUGCCCUAGAAAUUCUUGGUGUCCAACAUAGUGAGGUUCUGGGGCAGCUAACGAUUUGUUACACUGUUAACGACAGCGAUGUUUUCAUUGUCUUUGGGGCAGAAGAGGAAAAAGUGGUCUACUGGUGCUUGCAGUCUGUUUUCUGAGCACCGCAGCGCCCACUGAAAUUAACUUUUGUCGGAAGUGCACAGUGCCUCUGAAAAUCAGGCCCUGUCUGAAUCAGCUUAAAUCCUUCCAAGCCUAGGGACCAGAUCUUCAGAUAAAGGACAGACCAGAUUUUAAGAAGGCUUACAGGGGAGCGAGGGCCAGUGGCUUGGUAGGGUCAAUAGAAUCAAAGAAAUCAAAGGUGGGAAAAGAUGUUAUUAAGUCAGCUCAUCCAUCUCCCUUAGUCUUUUGGCUCUAACAACACAGGCUUCUAGCGCUGGGGCUAAAGGAGAGCUCCCUUACCUGGCAUCAGUAGCAGGCACUUGGUCUCUAGAGAGCGCCACCAGUCUCUUGGACAAACACGUCAGCAUAGUGCGUACCCUGCCUCCCACGCCAGUGCCGAUAGGGCUGAUUUUCAAAGGUGUUGCUGAGCAUCUGAGGCGCCUGUUGGCUUCAGCUGAAUCAGUGGGUGUUCAGCGCCUCUGGAAGCCUGCCCCUUUCCCCGCCACUGUCCACUCGAGAGAGGCCCACCAUGGAAAUACCAGGGAGAGGAGAGCAAGGGAGGCAAUGUCACCGACGAGUGGAGUCAUCCGGGGCUGCAGACUGGGACAGAAGGGUAUCAGAUGACCGUGACCGUGCAGCCGGGACUGUUUUCUCCAGCGAACGAGAAAGUUAUCUCCAAGCCUGUGACCUGUAUGCUCUUUACUCCUGCGUAGCUCUGUCCGUUCCCCCACACACCCUUCCUGAAGGAGAUCUCUUGGGCUGGACACUGUUAUUUAUUAGCCUAUUGAGCUGCUAUCAGGGUGAGUUUAAGAUAACACCUUUUGUUCCACUGCAUUAUUCCUUGCAUAAUGACAGGUUUCGGAGUAGCACAAAAGCUUAUGCUCAAAUAAAUGUGUUAGUCUCUAAGGUGCCACAAGGACUCCUUUUCUUUUUGCAUUAUUCCUAUUCAGGAGAGCGAUAGCGCAUGUAAAUAUUUGGCAGCCCUCUGAGCAGGGUUUGAUUUAUAAGCCCCCAGGACUCACUCCCUGGCAGGGCUUGGCAGGCUGAGUCCUAGUUGUGUGAUCUCUGGGUUCCUGCACAUGCUCUGCCGGUAAAUGCCUUCCAGACACCUACAUCGGAGCAGAAGCUUUUAGUACAGUGGCAUGAGGACACUGGUCAGAUCCUGAGCAAAUGUAAAUUGCCAUAGCCCCACGGAAGCUAGUGGAGCUAGGGCCAGAUAUACAAUGGUAUUUAGGUGCCUGAAGAGGCAGAUAGGCUCCUACUGGGGUUUACAAAAGCUUCUAAGCAGGUUAGGUGCCAAACUCCCAUUGAAAGCCAGUAGGCGAUAAGUAUCCAACUCGCUUGUAAAUCCAACUAGGCACCUAUCUGCAUGCUUAGGUGCCACAAUAUGUUUAUAAAUCUGGCCCCUCUGCAGAUUUACAUCUGCUGAGCAUUCAGCUCUGUCUCCUUUGGCAAAUGAAUCCAGUUCUGUUCCACUGUGUAUGUAGAGCGUUGCAUUAAUUUGAAUGUUUUCAAGGCUGAAGCAUUGGUUGUAUUUUGUUUCCUAGGGUUUCAUGGGCAUUAUUUGGUAAUUGCUUGGUGCAGCUGAGCUGUUUGCAGAAGGGAGAUGGCAAAUGCAAUUGAUAAUUUCAUAGAUGCAAGAACUAGAAUAGAGAUUCAGCCAGGAAUCGCUGACCUACCUCGUCUGUUUGACGAGAAGCAUGCAUUGUACUGUAAUAUGGUAUUGCCAUGAGCUGGCACACUUCAAGGCUGUGAUCAACUGGAUUGGCUACUCCGGUUGGAGUAUCAGCAACAUUAAUGGAGUGCAUUAGCCCAGUUGUUCUUGCUGCACAUCGAGUUCUUUAGGCGUGGUACUCUUCUCACUUAGCAAGGUGUGUAUCAGCCAACUUCACUGAAGUCAGUGGAAUGACCCCAGUGUAAAACUGGCGUGAGUCAGUGGAGAAUCAAACCCUGUGUUACUAAUCCAGUAUUAGGUUUGUGAGCACAAGUAGUUCCUGGGUUUUGUUUAGCUCUGUCCCAGUCUGACAGCCAGUUCAGGCAAGGCUUGGAGAGAGUCUUAAACGAAACCUGCUCUAUCCCCGGUGAUAUGUGAACCUUUUCCCCCCUCAUGGCCAGCAAGUAGAAUUAAAAGGACAUAAGAACAGCUAUACUGGUCAGACCAUGGGUCCAUCUAGCCCACUGUCCUGUCUCUGAAACUGGCCAAAGCCAGAUGCUUCAGAGGGAAUGAACAGAACAGGGCAAUUUUGAGUGAUCUGUCCCCUGUCGUCCAAUCCUGGCUUCUGGCAGUUGGAGGUUUAGGGACACCCAGAACAUGAGGUUGCAUCCCUGGCCACCUUGGCUAAUAAUAGGACCUCCCCCGCAUUUAAAAAUGCUUUUUAUAAAACCUAAUAGAAAAAUGGCCAUGACUUUUAUUAACUCAAUACAUUUAAAUCGGUGGAUUUAAACAUUCUCCAGAACAACAGCACUAAGACCAGGAAGUGAAACUGAUCAGUCUAAUAUCGCCUGAUGAAGCACAUACAUGGAAUAGUGGGUUAAAAGUAGAGCUGGUUGAAAAACUGGAAGUUGCUAUGGUUUUAUUUUUUUAAUGUUCACAGGUUUGAGUGUGUUUUGACCAGCCUUUAGUGUGGUUGAAAUUUUUCCAACAACUGGAAUUUCAAGGAAACUUUUCUGCACAUUUUUUUUUUUAAUUUCUUGGGUUUUUUGUAGACUUUUUUAAAUUUUUUGACCAGCUCUAGAAAAAAAGUGGGUUGGAUUUUUCUUUCAAAUCUAGGCAGUACUCCUUUAAAACGCUGUAUUCUUCCGUCCCAACAGCUGAUCUCUAGCUCCAGUAAUGCCGAUAACGCUAGUGUCAAUAACAAUGUCUGUGUUACAGGGCAACAAUAAAACUUUGGCGACAUAGUCAUUUUAUUUCCGACUCCCCAUACACCUUUCCUGGCUCGACACAUUUGCAGAUUUUUGUUGCAAUUUUAAAUAGCAAAACUGCAGUGUGUCUGUUCUCAUGGUAACGAGGAAAUAAGCAUUUUUCUCCCCCUCCUUUAAGGUGGAUAAUUAGAGGAACCAUUUUCUCCUAGCUUCCGAGCUGUGUGUGUGUUUUCUCAUGACUUGGCUUCACUCAGAAAUGAGGUCAUUGUUAGAACAUGAUCUUGAGGAGUUGAUUUAACUAACAUGAUGUUUAACAUGACUUUGCAGUCCAUGUCAUCUUGUAGGGGGAAAUGGUGCUUAAGAUCAGACCAGCUGGUUGGGGUUAAACCUAGGGGUCCAGCUGGCACCAUAUUAACACACACAGAUUUCUGUCUGCACUGACUGCAAAGGUGUAUUUAACACCACUUUAGUUAAUAUGCCUCCUCAAGGUCAUGUUCUAACAGCCUCAUUUUUGAAUGAGGACAAGGCCCCAGUGAUGCAAGAACCUUGAGUCACUAAGGCUCGGGGUAAAAGCAGACAGGUGGAGAAACAGCAGGAAGGUGGAAAUGGCUGAGCCCUACAGAUUCGCAUCUCAGUGGGCUUUGUGCCUUAAUAUCUGCAUGUGGAGUGGAGACCAGAACCCCCAUGGGUUUGAUUCUGCUCUCACGUGGGUAUUACACUGGUGAAACUGAAAGCAGAAAUAGAUCCCUUUAUCUUAAUUAGGACGCUGUCACUGUGGCCUCUGAUAGGAAGAUCCCAUGUCAGGUGCAGCUGCAAAUUUUUGAUGCCUGCAAACCUCACUCAUUGGAGUGAUCCCUACUCAAGGGGAGCAUCCUCAGUGGAGUCCUAGAACCAGGCCAUAACCAAAUGCUACAGCAUAAUUCGUAUCAGUUCAACCAACCGGCUCCUAGUGAGAUCUCUCAGUCCAUAGGGCCUGAUCCACUGCUCACUGAGGUCUGUGGAAAGCCUCCCAUUGCCUUCAGUAGGCAUGCUGCCAUGCCUCUGACAUCUUAAUCCCGAGGGGCCUGCACAGCUCCCAGGGAGGUGAAGUCCCCAGAGAACUGAAACCAUCGCACCCCACACUACCACCAUUUUCUAGCCCUCGUUGGCCAGAGUCUGCUCAGUUUCACCAGUGCAAAUCUGGCAUCCCACUGCUAAAGUCUGGAUUUACACUGGUCUAACUCAGAGCAAAAUAUUGGCCAAGGGGGUUCAACACAUGCAGUUCGGUCUUUGUGCGAAUUGGGGUUGAAACUAACAAGGCCCCUUGUGCCAAGAGCCACGGAUCUUUGCCUGAAAAUAUUGCUUUAGCUGUACUUUACCUGUUCUUCUCCUGUACUCUUGAGUCUUGUUGUUGAAUGCACCUUGCUGUCCCUUCAGAAUUUCUUGCUAGUGGUGUCCUGUGUUAACAGGUGCAAAUAGUAAGAAGCCCGCUUUCUGGUUUAUUCGUCACCUUCUUCGUCCUCAGCAUCUUGCUUUUCCUGGAAGGGGAAAUACACACACCCACGUGCGCCAGCCACCAAGGGUACCCAUGCUGUGAAUGUUCUCUGGUGUGAUUCAUUUGCAAAUACAAAUAAUAUAUUUAACUAUUACUGUAAAAACAGAAGAUGAAUUUUAAAAGGAAUCAUUUUAAAGGUUUAUUCCAAAAGCUGCAAUGAUUUUUUUUGUAUGGAAAGUUUCUCUGGAAUUAAUCGAAAGGUACAAAAAUAAAUAAAAGAUGGUAUCCUUGUGUCGGAAUGUUUUAUAAAGAUCCUGCGAUUUUUGUAUUUCAGAUGUGCCAUGGACUGUUUUGAGAAUGUGUUUGUUUUCUUGCUAAGGCUUAUAUUACAAAUGUAUUGUGAAUGCUACGAAGCCAAGAUUGGAAAAUAAACUUUAUUGAGUAGAUGGUA